GCGGCGGCAGGAGUUCCCCGACAGCUGGAGGUGGCGGCGGCUCCUCCUCCCCGGGGCCCGGUGCAGGCAGAGCCCCCUCCUUCCCUCCCUCCCUCCCUCCCUCCCCCGCCCGCCCGCCCGCCCGCCCGCGCUCGCUCGCUCGCUCGCUCGCUCCUCCUCAGUGACACAUACACAAAGGGCCGCGCGGCGCGGGGCCGGGCCGGGCUGCGGACGCGUCUGGAGCCGGCAUGGGAGACAAGAAGAGCCCGACCAGGCCGAAGCGGCAGCCGAAACCCUCUUCGGACGAGGGCUACUGGGACUGCAGCGUCUGCACCUUCCGCAACAGCGCCGAGGCCUUCAAGUGCAUGAUGUGCGAUGUGAGGAAGGGCACCUCCACCCGAACCAGGUCUGUUGCCAGAUCUCAAGUAGUGCUGUGGAGGAAACCUCGACCUGUCUCUCAGCUGGUUGCACAACAAGUUACCCAACAGUUUGUGCCCCCUACACAAUCAAAGAAAGAGAAAAAAGACAAAGUAGAAAAGGAAAAAUCUGAAAAGGAAACAGCUAGCAAAAAGAACUGUCAUAAGAAAACCAGGCCAAGAUUGAAAAACGUGGAUCGAAGUAGUGCCCAGCAUUUGGAAGUUACCGUUGGAGAUCUGACAGUCAUUAUAACAGACUUUAAGGAGAAAACUAAGUCACCACCUGCUUCCAGUGCUGCUUCUGCGGAUCAGCAUAGUCAGAGUGGUUCUAGCUCUGACAAUACAGAGAGGGGAAUGUCCAGGUCGUCUUCACCCAGAGGAGAAGCCUCAUCAUUGAAUGGAGAAUCUCAUUAAAAUUUAUUUUCUCCAGUUUCUUUAGUCUCUUCUCUUCAAAACAUGCAAAUAUACAACUUCUGCCAACAAUUACCACAUUUUCAUGACAGAUUACCUAGGCACAAUUAAUAUGUUUAUUGGAAUAAUUUAUGCAGUUUUACAAAAAAUGAAGUGAAGCCAGAGAAUAAAAUAAUUUAAAUGAUAUAUAUGCUGCAUUUAUAUGCUGCAUUUCAGACUAACUUUUUGAUUUUCACAUUUAAAGGUGCCAUGAAAAUGUGGUUUGAAUGUUCAUUAUACAGUGUUAUUGGUAAGUUCAUUUUCACUUUUAGUUUAGUGAAUUCUAACACAAUUUUUGGAUUCUCUACUAUUGGCAUGUACUGAAUUUAAAUUUUUAUAACAUAGUUCAAGCUGCCUAAAUAUGUAUUUGAGAAUUGUGAACCAUAGUUAUAUGUAUGCAAGUCAAAGAUCAACUUAAUCAGCUAUUGCUGCAACAGAAUUUUCAUAAUGAUUAUCUUCUUAAAACACCUGCUGGUACUUGGUGUGGUUAAAUAGGAAAAUGGUUAUUAAAUAAAACAUUUGUAUGAAUUUUUGCCAAUGUUUGACACAUUUUACUAGAUUACUGUUACUGAAUUAUGUUGCUGGUUUUACCAAUCCUCACACUUAAGACACUUACUGUAAUGUUUACAAGUAAAAUAGUAAACAUAUUUGAAGCAUUGAUUGUUUAGCUUUAUAAUUCAGAUACAGUACUACAUUGCAUUUUACACUGGUAUUCUUUGUUUUAUAAUUAACAUAUUGAAUCUCUACAUAAGCAUUUGGCAAAAAGACUGAAGGUAAUUUUAAAAUCUGAAAUUUUGAAAAAGCUUUAAAAAUAACUUAAAAGUGCAGUUCUCAUAUCUGCUCAGUAGUCAUCCCUUGACACAGACUUGCACAGUGUCAUAGUCAAUUUUCAGUUCAGAACAGAAAUAUUAAAUAGUGCACUUGAGUAAGAAAAUAAAUAAUGCUAUUGCUUUAUGUUCAAUUUACUAGAUCUUGAUUUGGCCCUAUAUUUAAUAUUGCAUCAAUCAUAAGAAAAAAAUAACCCUAUUUUCUGGCAUAAACUGUCAAAAUUUAUGCAUUUAGCAAUAUACCAAUAUAGAGCAAAAAUAUUUACAAUCCCAUCUGGUAUUAUGUAAAAUUACCAAUAAAAUAUUUUUAUGAAUACA
Alligator mississippiensis (American alligator) is the source of this 1990-nucleotide messenger RNA. It is a transcript of the gene YAF2, whose product is annotated as YY1 associated factor 2. NCBI's taxonomy places the organism in Eukaryota, Metazoa, Chordata, Crocodylia, Alligatoridae. Gene Ontology annotation, cellular component: nucleus. The record is from RefSeq and is a predicted model, not a curated record. The transcript is spliced from 5 exons. Gene Ontology annotation, molecular function: DNA binding; transcription coregulator activity. Bases 228 to 809 code for a protein of 193 amino acids. Gene Ontology annotation, biological process: positive regulation of DNA-templated transcription.